CUGCUGUUGAUGCUCGGCAUCUGCAGCACGGUGGAGGUACAGUCCCACCACAUACUUGGUCUCUUUGUCAAUGUGCAUCGCUCCCAGCUGCUGGUGCACAUGGCCGUGGCUCGUGCUUUGCUGCAACGGGGUCAUCAGCUAACGUUGGUCACCACGCUCCCCUUGGCGGAGGUGGAACUGCAAGGCAACGUCACACACAUUCUGGUGCCGUGGGAACAGCCAGCGGAUGAGGGUAAUCUUGGAACAUCCUCGGAUUGGCUGCUGCGUCUGCAGCGGAUGUUUAACCGCUUGGAGCAGUCGGGGGAUCUCCUCGAUCAGCCAGCCUGGAAAGACUUCCUGAAUCUGUCACCCAAGCCCCACUUUGAUCUGUUACUUUUGGGCUACCAUUUCAAUGAUCAUCUUUUGGGCGUGGCUGCUCACUUCAAUUGUCCAGCGGUGAUUGUCUCCACCCAACAGCCGAUUGGAUUUGUCAACAGUCUCAUGGGGAAUCCAGAGGAACGCUGGUAUGUGUCUCAGCCAUAUGACAGUCGGCAGCGUAGUGGAAUCUCUGCCUGGCUCUUUGGCGUGUGGGAAAAGCUAAUGGAAAUGGUGGCGCGGAGAGUUCUGCAAAAGAUUUACAGUUCACAUUUUCCGGAGCCGCACUAUCCCCCAUUUGAGACAAUGCGUCGUUCUGUUGUCUUGGCUCUGAAUAAUCAUCAUAUGAUCAGCGAGGGACCCAUUGCGCCGCUAUUGCCCAGCAUGAUUGAUAUAGGUGGAAUACUCUUGGAGCAAAAGUUGAAUGAGACUUUGCCAGAGGUUUCGAGGAAUCGUUCUCUCAUCAUCUUCAGCUUGGGCACCCGCUUCACGUGGAAAAGAUCUCCUGGGCAUUUGGUUAAGACCUUCACAAAGGCGUUUGCUCAAUUCCCAGACUAUGAUAUCUAUUGGACCUACGAUGGACUCAAUGCCAGUGAAAUUAUGUCGCAUCAUUCCCAUCUAAAGUUGGCCAAAUGGUGGCCCCAGCGGCACUUGCUGGGCCAGCAGCAGACGUGCCUCUUCAUCACACACGGCGGCAAGGGCAGCCUCACCGAAGCGCUGUACCAUGGAGUGCCCAUGUUGGGGCUACCCUUGCUGGGAGAUCAACGAGCCAAUCUUCAAAAGAUGGAAGCCAAAGGCUGGGGUUCGACUUUGUCUAUGCAGAAUGUCAGCCAUGUAGAGCUGUCCAAGGCAAUGGGAAGAAUUCUCAGCCAUUCCCGUUACUCCGUGAGUAUAUCGACAGCUUCCCAUCUCUACCGCGAUCGUCCGAGGAAUGCCAGCGAUCUGGCAACCUACUGGCUGGAGUAUGUCAUACGUCACAGGGGGGCGAAGCACCUGUACAGUCCCGCCCGGCAGCUAAACUUUAUCCAGUAUUACUCAAUCGAUGUCUAUGCGCUGAUCUAUGGCGGAUUGUUGCUGCUAAUUGGAAUCUUUAGCAGAAUAAACCAAAAGAUUUCUGUGACUAGAAGUAUCGUUUAAUUGAAUACAGAUACACACGGUAAAUAGCUUAAGAUAUGAACUUAAUCGAGAUAACUUAAGUACACUUGAAUGUUAGUUGCAAUACUUCUGAACGGAACUUGUAUCAGAUGCAGUGGGAUAGCUGCAUCGCAUAGUUUAAUAUAUAGUAGAUAGUAAAUAUGCAUUAAU
This is a messenger RNA of Drosophila obscura, 1659 nucleotides long. RefSeq names its product UDP-glycosyltransferase UGT5 (gene Ugt307A1). The transcript has 2 exons. Bases 10 to 1491 code for a protein of 493 amino acids. Gene Ontology annotation, molecular function: UDP-glycosyltransferase activity. Lineage: Eukaryota; Metazoa; Arthropoda; Insecta; Diptera; Drosophilidae. The record is from RefSeq and is a predicted model, not a curated record.